UCUGUAUAUACAUGUAUCCCUCUGUUUUUAUGUUUGAAAAAAAAAACAUGGAUCUUAACAACUUGGUCUCUUCUGAAUGAAUGAACAUUGACACGAAUUUGAAGAAUGAACACUCACCUCUUAUCAUUACACACUUCACCACCACUUUCCAACAACACAAUCUCAAAAACAAAACCAAAAACAACCCCUUCAUACCAAAGAAUCUUCAUUCCAACACAUGUCUAUAGACACCCAUCAGCCAUACUCUUAGAACUCUGCACUUCCAUGAAAGAGCUUCACCAAAUCCUUCCCUUAAUAAUCAAAAACGGUUUCUACAAUGAACAUUUAUUCCAAACAAAGCUUAUAAGCUUGUUCUGUAAAUAUGGUAGCAUCAAUGAAGCAUCUCGUGUCUUUAACCCUGUUGAGAAUAAAUUAGAUGUUCUUUAUCAUACUAUGCUUAAAGGGUAUGCAAAAAACUUAACUUUAUGUGAUUCUUUGGUGUUUUACAAGAGGAUGCAAUGUGAUGAGGUUAAGCCUGUUGUUUAUGAUUUUACUUAUUUGUUGCAAUUGUGUGGUGAUAAUUUGGAUCUUAAAAAGGGUAGGGAGAUUCAUGGAAUGUUGAUUGUUAAUGGGUAUGAGUCCAAUUUGUUUGCUAUGACUGCUGUUGUUAAUUUGUAUGCAAAGUGUAGGCAGAUUGAUGAUGCGUAUAAGAUGUUUGAUAGAAUGCCGCAGAAGGAUUUGGUUUCUUGGAACACGGUUGUCUCUGGGUAUGCGCAGAAUGGGUUUGCUAGGAAGGCUUUGAAGUUGGUUUUGGAUAUGCAGGAAGCUGGACAAAAGCCUGAUUCGAUUACGUUGGUUAGUAUUUUGCCGGCUGUGGCGGAUAUUAAGGGUUUGAGAAUCGGAAGGUCGAUUCAUGGUUAUGCUGUUAGGUCGGGAUUUGAAUCUUAUGUUAAUGUUUCGACUGCGCUUUUGGAUAUGUACUUUAAGUGUGGAUCGGUAGAGACUGGGAGAUUGGUUUUUCGGAGGAUGAGUAGUAAGAAUGUUGUUUCGUGGAACACCGUGAUUGAUGGUCUUGCGCAGAAUGGAGAAUCUGAAGAAGCGUUUGCGACUUUUUUGAAGAUGUUGGAUGAAAAGGUGGAGCCUACAAAUGUUACUAUGAUGGGCGCUUUACACGCUUGUUCUAAUUUAGGCGAUCUUGAACGAGGGAGAUUUGUUCACAGAUUAUUGGAUGAGAGGAAACUUGAUUCUAAUGUGUCGGUUAUGAAUUCGUUGAUAUCUAUGUAUUCGAAGUGUAAGAGAGUUGAUGUUGCAGCCUCGAUAUUCGAUAAUUUGAAAGGGAAAACAAAUGUUACAUGGAAUGCCAUGAUAUUAGGUUAUGCACAGAAUGGUUGCGUAAAUGAAGCUUUGAAUCUAUUCUGUACAAUGCAAUCUCAAGGCGUUAAGCCUGAUUCCUUUACGUUUGUGAGUGUGAUUACUGCUCUAGCAGAUUUAUCGGUUACCCGUCAAGCUAAGUGGAUUCACGGACUCGCAAUGAGAACAAAUAUGGACAAGAACGUCUUUGUUGCUACUGCUCUCGUUGACAUGUAUGCGAAAUGCGGAGCCAUCGAAACUGCAAGGGAGCUUUUCAACAAGAUGCAAGAGCGACAUGUGAUAACGUGGAAUGCAAUGAUAGACGGAUAUGGCACACACGGCCUUGGAAAAGCGGCUCUAGAUCUCUUCGAAAAUAUGCGAAACGAAGUUUCUGUUAAGCCAAAUGAAAUAACAUUUCUGUCUGUUAUUUCAGCGUGUAGUCACUCAGGUUUUGUGGAAGAGGGUCUCUACUACUUCAAAAUCAUGAAAGAAGAUUAUGGCUUGGAGCCUGGGAUGGAUCACUACGGUGCCAUGGUUGAUCUCCUUGGCCGUGCCGGAAAACUAGACAGUGCUUGGAAUUUUAUUCAAGAAAUUCCUAUCAAACCAGGGAUUACUGUUUUAGGUGCAAUGCUAGGUGCUUGCAAAAUUCAUAAAAACGUCGAAUUAGGUGAAAAAGCCGCAGACAAACUAUUCGAGUUAGAUCCAGAAGAGGGUGGAUAUCAUGUGCUACUUGCAAACAUGUAUGCCUCUGCUUCAAUGUGGGACAAAGUAGCCAAAGUGAGAACAGCCAUGGAGAAAAAGGGGCUGCAGAAAACACCAGGCUGCAGUUUAGUUGAACUGAGAAACGAAGUUCACGCCUUCUAUUCAGGAAGUACAAAUCAUCCUCAAUCGAAAAGAAUCUACGCUUUUCUUGAAACACUUGGAGAUGAGAUUAGAGCUGCUGGUUACGUGCCAGACAACGAUUCAAUUCACGACGUGGAAGAAAACGUGAAGGAGCAAUUGGUCAGUAGCCAUAGUGAGAGGCUUGCCAUUGCAUUUGGACUUUUGAAUACAAAUCCUGGUACAACAAUACAUGUAAGGAAGAAUCUAAGAGUUUGUGGUGAUUGCCAUGAAGCCACCAAGUAUAUUUCGCUUGUGACAGGGAGGGAAAUUAUCGUGCGUGAUUUACAAAGAUUCCAUCAUUUUAAGAACGGCAGUUGUUCUUGUGGAGAUUACUGGUAAAAUGACAUACGUCGUUGCAUCUUGGUUCAAUCCUUGCAAACUCAAGAAGAAUGCAUGAUUUGGAUCAAGUUUAACAAUAUCAUGGACAAUUAUAGUUCCCUGUUGAAUCAGAGGCUUGUAACUAUAAGGUUCAGUUAUAUAAUAUUUUUUAGGAAAUAUGCAUAUUGAUUCUGAAAGAAGUUCAGUUGUAUUUUCUUGGUUCACUAAAGUGUUUUGUUUAUUCAAUUUUGGUUCCAAAAAUUGUCUACUAAAGUAAAUUGAACGAGGAUAAGGUUUGAAAUAGUACUUCUCUAGACACAUGAAUAAUUUCCAAGCUUUAGUUGGUUCCAUGUUUAUCAUCUGUAACAAUGAGUUACUAGAAUAUAACCCGUAUGUUGCGCAGGAUA
Cicer arietinum (chickpea) is the source of this 2936-nucleotide messenger RNA. RefSeq names its product pentatricopeptide repeat-containing protein At1g11290, chloroplastic. The record is from RefSeq and is a predicted model, not a curated record. Gene Ontology annotation, molecular function: RNA binding; zinc ion binding; protein binding. Lineage: Eukaryota; Viridiplantae; Streptophyta; Magnoliopsida; Fabales; Fabaceae. Gene Ontology annotation, biological process: RNA modification.